Molecule: messenger RNA, 1655 nt
Organism: Entelurus aequoreus (snake pipefish)
Lineage: Eukaryota; Metazoa; Chordata; Actinopteri; Syngnathiformes; Syngnathidae
Gene: rnf151
Product: ring finger protein 151
Exons: 5
Coding region: 711-1526 (271 amino acids)
Molecular function (GO): zinc ion binding
Source: RefSeq, a predicted model, not a curated record
UAUCACCGCUGAUGAUGCUUGGCCACCGUAGUAACGAUGAAUAUCACAUUUAACGAGGUUUUGAAAAAUAUACGUCUAAAUAUUUGUCUCUGCAUAUAAAGACGUACGAACUUGCUGUCAACUCGGACGAAUCCAAAAACGCGUGAUCAAAAUAAUAAGUGCCAUAUAUAAUAUUUGUAUGUUUAUUAAGAACAUUACAUGGCUCUUUCGUCGCUCCCUAUAUCGGCAUUUCAAUGCAGACGAUUCUCGAUGCUCGUUCAAACAUAUGAAACAAGAGGCCGAUUUCCGAGUAUUACUUGAACGCAUCAUUUUAUGUACGCCUGUCAAUGACCUAUUUGAUUACCAGAUCAAAUCACACAAAAAAAUAUUUUUGUGUCUUUUCGCGUAAUUCAACAAGUCGAAAUAAAAAAAUCAUUGGCUCACAAUAUACUGAACAUACAACGUUUUCUUGGUGCUAGAACAGCAAGGAAAGGACACGCUCUCCAACAAUGGGGGCCCCCGCCAUUUUGUUUUGAUUGUCAUUUGUUGACGUUGGUCUCACAUGAGCUCCUCUUGUCACGUUCUGUGGCGAAUGUUCACGUAUGUAUGUUUUCUAAUGAUAACACGGGCGUGUGAGUGCUGUGUCACAGAGCCUCUGUGCGAUAUGGAGGAAAGUGGCACCGGGAGGAAAUGGUAACCCGACAGAGCCGAGAGGUCCAAGUUCAAUAUGGAUGAGACAACUUCUGGAAAUUACUGUCUUGCAAUGGCCAAAGGCGGACACAGACGUGGCGUCCCAAAGUGGAGGCUAUGACGUGGAGUGGUUUGUGGAAACCCCGGACUACGAUCUCAUCUGCACCAUCUGCCAGGGGGUCCUGCGUUGUCCUGUCAGAGCAACAUGCCACCACAUUUUCUGCAAGAAGUGCAUUUUACGGUGGCUGAAAAGACAGGAGACGUGCCCUUGCUGCAGAAAGCCCAUUAACGCGUGCAAGAUCUAUGUCAUGUUCAGACUGAGCAAGUCCAUUGGACACUUGAAGAUAAAGUGCAAGAAUGAGUCACGUGGCUGUACGGUGACCUUCCCCCUUUCGGAGCAGUAUAGCCACAAAAUGAGCUGUUUGUACGAGCUCGUCCCUUGCCCGUACCAAGGCUGCAACGCUCAGCUCAUGCGCUGCGAGCUGGACACCCACUCGCGCCACUGCGACCACUGGCGCGAGCCCUGCCACAUGGGCUGCGGCACCAUCUUGUCUCAGCGCACCCGGAGCGAGCACAACUGCUACAUGCAGCUGAAGCAGCAGUACAAUGACAGGAACAAGGACUACGGCGUCAUGGCCGUCGCCCUGCAGAGGAAGAUGAGGAGGAUGCAGAAGACGAUGACCCGCAUCAAGGAGCAGAUCGAGUUGAUGUGCGGGAGCCUGGAGGUGUCGGAGGACGCCAACGAGGCGGAGGAGGACGCCAACGAGGCGGAGGAGGACGCCAACGAGGCGGAGGAGGACUUGGUAGAGGGCAGCUCCAGUUCUGCCGAGUCGUCAAGCGGCGAGAGCACCAGCUGAGAGAAGAGUUCGGGCUGCUGUGUUUGUACAUGUGUUCAUUUCAUUGGUGUUGUGUGUUGCCAAAUGCAUUUAAUGGGAGGGAGUACCAUUUACAUAUUUAUAUUGUAAAUAAAAUAAGGGUGAACUAUG